AUGGUGAAGAUUGUAGGAGGGCACAUGGCCAGGAAGUUCAUCACUCAAGAGUGUGUGUUCGUGUGCAGAAGUUCCACAUACUCUGAGCGCAUCGACAUGUUUUUAAAGUGGAUUACAAACUGUCUUUUAUUUUUAAUUUUAAUUUAUCUCACGCAUACAGAUGCAGAGAAUGAUUUCAGAGCAAUUGAAGGAGAAACUGUCUAUCUUCCCUGCCACUCACCCCCUAAUGACAGUGUACAAGUUUCUGUAGAGUGGACAAAACAUAGUACAAACAGCACUACAAACCUCACAGUACAAACAGUACAAAUAGUACAAACUAUUUGUCAAUGGAUUAUUAAUAACAUUACUGGAUCUCUCACUGGAGACUGCAUUCCUCAUUUCAAAUUCAACAACAAGUAUUUUACACUAAGUAAAGAAAAAGUUCAGCUCAGUGACUCUGGUCAUUACAGCUGUAAAACAACAAGAUUAAUACCACCACCAACAUUAGACAAUACCACAAAUGUGACACUCCAAGUUGAAGUUCGUCCACAUCUGUCUCUGCAGAAACUGAACAGCAGUAAUGUCACCUGUAUCCAUCUGCUCUGCUCUAUGGAGGAUCUGAUGACUGAGCUGGUGAACUUCACCUGGAGCCGAGAGGGUCAAAGUUCACUUCAUCCAUUCAAAUCUUAUGCCACGAACAGUGAGCUGCGUCUGUGUAAACCUGACUGGAGUGAUGGAGACACAAUCACCUGUUACGCCAGCUACUCAGACACCCAAACUCAAAGAAGUAUACACCUGCCCUCACAGAGUGAUUCUGACAAAGUUGUCCAGCUGCUGAUCAUCUCAUGCAGUGCUGCUGCAGGCCUCAUCCUCUGCAUCAUCCUUACCGUUGUUAUUUGCAAAUGCAGAAAGCAAAACGAAAAUGGAUCUAUAGUGUUCAGCAAUAAAGUCUAUGAGAACUUCAGUUUCGCCAUGGCCCGUCAGAACACACAGUCCAAUGAUAAACCACAGCCAGAAGAGUGUAUUUAUGAGAACUAACUGCUGCUGCUUAUAUAACCUUUGCUUUAAAGCCAGAUCGGCCCAGUUUUUACAAAGGCAGUAUGAUGUAGGCAAAAGUGUGUUAAGUGAUUUAGCGAAGAUAUUUGAUGGUGCACUGCGAAUGUGAAGCAAAAGCUUUCUGUAUUGUUUACAAUGCCUUCACUGACUUCAAACAUUGUAAUCAGGCACUUUAAACAAUCAGUAACUGUUUUCGUUGUGUUUAAGCACUGUAGGUGCACUAAACUAUUAUGUCUUCUAAAUUAAACAGAAUUAAAUUAUGAUAAUGAGCAAGGAUCUCAUAUCCGGUUUCUUUCAUACAAUGCAAAGGCAUUAUUAAAAUGUAUCUU
Sinocyclocheilus grahami is the source of this 1364-nucleotide messenger RNA. RefSeq lists its product as uncharacterized. The record is from RefSeq and is a predicted model, not a curated record. The coding region runs from base 1 to 1017 and encodes 338 amino acids. Gene Ontology annotation, biological process: cell surface receptor signaling pathway; immune response; cellular response to lipopolysaccharide. Lineage: Eukaryota; Metazoa; Chordata; Actinopteri; Cypriniformes; Cyprinidae. Gene Ontology annotation, cellular component: external side of plasma membrane. The transcript is spliced from 6 exons.